AUGAACGUCUCGCUGCGUGGCUCAGAUGGGUCAACCUCCAUCGACGCUGUGCUAGAGCUCAACAAGGACCCAACUAAGCACCCACGACUUGCGAAGAUCACCAAAUCGUCGACUAGUGAUGUCAGCGACGUAUUAUCUGAGAUUCCUGAAACGCACGUCAUUGUGUCGACUGGCUCGGGGCACCAGGCCGCAGCUGUCUUCUACGAUGAAUGUAUAAGCCCCCUUCUCGCCGCAGUCUACCCCCAAGACCACCAAACCUUCCACGUGCACACCACAACAUCAGCAACAAGCGUCCUCGAGCUCGCCAUCACCGUCUUCUUCCCAAAGGCAAACGCAGGCACACCUCUCCGCAUCCUCCUCCUCUCCGGCGACGGCGGCAUAAUCGACCUCAUCAACGGCCUCACAACCCACCCCUCCUCCCCCUCCUACACGGCCCCCCAAACCCUGCUCCUGCCCCUCGGAACCGCAAACGCACUCUUCCACUCCCUCAACGCCGGCAACCCACCCACAUGGGGAAUCCCCGCACUCACCUCCCACCGCUCCAAACCUCUGCCCCUCUUCUCCGUCGCCUUCUCGCCCGGCGCCCGCCUCCUCGUUGAUGAAGCCCGCAGCGAGGAGGAACUCGCCACUGACCCCGCAUCGGGGCACCCAUCGCUGCACGGCGCCGUGGUGUGCAGCUGGGGUCUGCACGCGUCGCUCGUUGCCGACAGCGACACAGCCGCGUACCGCAAGUUCGGCGUCGAGCGGUUCAAGAUGGCGGCGAAUGAGGCGUUGUACCCCGCGUCCGGAUCGCCGCACGUCUACAAGGCGAAGGUGUCCGUGCUGCGGGGUGAUGCGUGGACGGCGUUACCGGAGCAGGAGCACUUGUACACGCUAGCGACUAUGGUGUCGCAUCUCGAGCAGCCGUUUUGCAUUUCCCCGCGCUCGCGGCCGCUGGAUGGGAGUCUGCAUCUUGUGCAUUUUGGGCCGACGAGUGGUGAUGAGGCGAUGCGGUUGAUGACGCUGGCGUACCAGGGCGGGAAACAUGUGGAGGAGGCAGCAGUGCGGUAUGAGGCCAUUGAUGGGUUGCGCAUUGAGUUUGAGGGCGGGGAGGAGGAGGGGCGGUGGCGGCGGAUUUGUGUUGAUGGCAAGAUUGUGAGGGUGGAGAAGGGUGGGUGGGUGGAGCUGCGGAAAGAGACACGGAGGGUGUUGGAUGUUGUUGUAGCGUAG
Molecule: messenger RNA, 1209 nt
Organism: Boeremia exigua
Lineage: Eukaryota; Fungi; Ascomycota; Dothideomycetes; Pleosporales; Didymellaceae
Product: ATP-NAD kinase-like domain-containing protein
Exons: 1
Coding region: 1-1209 (402 amino acids)
Biological process (GO): sphingosine biosynthetic process
Cellular component (GO): intracellular membrane-bounded organelle; cytoplasm; membrane
Source: RefSeq, a predicted model, not a curated record